Cyclocybe aegerita is the source of this 2289-nucleotide messenger RNA. NCBI's taxonomy places the organism in Eukaryota, Fungi, Basidiomycota, Agaricomycetes, Agaricales, Hemipholiotaceae. The record is from the annotation of a GenBank genome assembly.
AUGUUCAAGAACUCUCAAAAUGUGCAGAUCACAGGAGGGACUUUCACCGCCGUGACUACAGUAGGUGGGAUUAAAGGGACGUCUAGGAAAGAUGACGGAGCCUUGUUACUUGUGCGCGAGCAUAGCGCGCUCAACUGCCUCCUGGACUCCAACGAGCGUUUCGACCCCCCGAGGUGCGAUCCAGACACACGGGUUGGCAUCAUCCGGCAGAUCCUGGACUGGGUUAGCAGCGAUGACGAAGUUGGAUCAAUAACAAUCAUGCAUGGAUCAGCCGGAGCCGGAAAGUCUGCUUUGGAGCAGUCCAUUGCGGAACUGUGCUCCAAGAACGGGCGCUUAGCAGCCAGCUUUUUCUUUUCGAGAACGGCGCCUCAUCGGAGGGACGGAAACACUUUGAUUCCAACGCUGGUGUUUCAGAUCGCGCACACGCAACCCAUCCUGCGCCCGUAUAUCGAAAAAGCUGUGGAGGCAGACCCUGCACUCUUCGAGAAAUCCCGUAGCACCCAGCUGGAAAAGCUGUUGGUGGAGCCUUUCCUUUCCCUAAACAACAGCUACAGGAAACGACAACGCAAUUGUUUUUUCUGGCCCUCCCCUUCAAGGAAACAGGAGUUCUCUAGGAUCUGCAGGCUCGUGAUCAUUGAUGGACUCGACGAGUGCCAAGGUCGUGAAGUACAGUGCGACUUGCUGCGUAUCAUUGGGGAAGUCGCUCCUCGACUACCGUUUCCCUUCCGCUUCCUCAUUGCGAGCAGGCCCGAAUCGCAUGUCAUGCAUACGCUCACCUUUGACAAGAUAUUUCAAGGUGUCCAUGUCCGUCGCAUAAACCUUGAUGAUGAUUUGAGCGCUCGUUCGGACAUCCACACAUUCCUCACCAAACAGUUCACGGAGAUAUGCCGAUCGCAUCCUCUAUGUAAGCAUCUCCCCGAAUCGUGGCCCACGGCUGAAGAUAUCCUGGAGUUGGUCAAGAAGGCGUCAACGCAGUUUAUAUACGCCUCUAUUGUCAUGAACUACAUUGGCUCCCGGAGGCAUCGACCCGACCAUCGCCUCCGCAUUAUCCUCGGCCUUUUGCCAGUACCAACCAAAGAGAAGCCGUUCGCCCAACUCGACGUCCUCUAUUCUUGCAUUUUCUCCUCCGUCGAAGACCUGAAAACAGCUCACCGCAUCCUUGGUAUUAUAUACCUGUCUUCUCAUUUCGGAGAAAAGUUUAACUUGAACGCGAAGUGCACGAGCCCAGUCGGGCUGGAGGAAAUUCUACAAAUUCAGCCUGGAGAUGUUGAACUCGCCCUUGACGACCUCCUUUCCCUUGUCGUUGUUAUUUCGAGGGAUCAACCUAUCAAGAUAUUUCAUGCCUCCUUAUUUGACUUCCUCCUCGACGCAUCACGGUCGGAAGAUUAUCGACUAGAUUUGACACUUGCCCAUGACGCCCUCGCAAAUUACUAUCUAGGAAAGAUACUGCCCCGCUCUCCCCCGGCGUCUCGCGAUCAGUUAUUUUCUGCUUGGUGGGACUACGAACCGGAAUGGCUCCUUCUCUUUCUGAAGCAUUGCCAAUAUGGUCCCGUGUCAAAGAGAGUGUCGGAAUUCUUGCUCUCUAUGCAAUACCUGCCCUUUCACUCCAAUUUCCUUGCUGCAGAAAUGUCCAUGCGAAAUCUGGACAUUGAUUGGACCUCGGUCGAGCCUCAUUUUUCUGUCUUCCUUUGGAAAAUUCUUUCGCGGGUUGAGGCUAUACUUCUAUGCCAGGAUUGCGAUAUCCAGUUUUCUCUGAACCUUAUCGACGAAAUCAACUUAUACCUAGUCUUCCUCCGGGAUCAUGCUCAAGUCACUGCUAGCAUCUUGGCCAUUAACCUGGAACCCAUUGACGUUCGCGCCCAUUCUACUAUCAAGGCCCAUGCUUUAGACGGAAUUACUAGAAUCAAAUCUGUCGCCUUCCUUCGUUGGAUGCGCAACACGUCUCGAGACAGUUUAGACGAGGAUUUUUUUCAAGCAAUCAGAACAGCGGUUGGAUCUUUGCAGAUACAGGACAGAGGUCCUCGUAUCUUAUACCGAAACGGCAAGGAGUCGACUGAAGCACAAUCGGCGUCUUUGCGUUUUGCCUCAAUGCUUCUCCCUCAUUGCGGUUAUUCGGAAAUCUUUCUUCAGUUUCUUUUCUACACCGCACCGAAAGCACUAGCGGAACACCACGGGCCACUUCGUACAGAAGUGGUCGAGUAUAUCAAGCGACUCGAGAGUUCUCUACCGAAGUCUGGGAUGCUAUGGGAGUUGAAACAAAGGUGGCGGAUACCUCACGGUGCAGAAUAA